GUGUUCUGGCCGCCGGACUGCUGAGAGCAUGGCCUCUCUAGGGGCUCCAGCUCCGGGACCAGAGUUACCCGAGCGAAACUGCGGCUACCAAGAGGUCCAGUACUGGGAUCAGCGCUACCGAGAUGCGGCCGAUUCUGUCCCCUAUGAGUGGUUUGGGAACUUCUCCUCUUUCCGUGCCCUUCUAGAGCCGGAGCUGCGGCCCGAGGACCGCAUCCUCGUGCUAGGUUGUGGGAACAGUGCUCUGAGCUACGAGCUAUUCCUUGGAGGCUUCCCUGAUGUGACCAGUGUGGACUACUCAUCAGUAGUGGCUGCCAUGCAGGCUCGCUAUGCUCAUGUGUCCAGGCUGCGCUGGGAGACCAUGGACGUACGGGCACUGAACUUCCCCAGUGGCUCCUUUGAUGUGGUGCUUGAGAAGGGCACGCUGGAUGCCCUGCUUGCUGGGGAACGGGAUCCCUGGGCUGUGUCCUCUGAAGGUGUCCACACAGUGGACCAGGUGUUGAGUGAGGUUAGCCGGGUGCUGGUCCCUGGGGGCCGGUUCAUGUCAAUGACCUCUGCUGCCCCCCACUUUCGGACCAGACACUAUGCCCAAUCCCGUUAUGGCUGGUCCCUGAGGCAUGCAACCUAUGGCAGUGGUUUCCACUUUCAUCUCUAUCUUAUGCACAAGGGUGGGGAACUCAGUGUGGCCCAGCUGGCCCUGGGGUCCCAGAUCCUCUCACCCCCUAGACCUACCUCACCCUGCUUCCUUCAGGACUCAGAUCAUGAGGAUUUCCUUAGUGCCAUUCAGCUGUGAGGCCAGAAGCGUGGUCCUCCAGCCCUUCCUGCCAUUCUGCCCUGGCUUCUCAUGUAGUUGGAACUCAGGGCUUGAGGUUGGGUCCAAGGUGCUCACUUCCUAGAGACCUCACGCCUAAGACAGAAGGUGGGAGCAAACCCGCAUGAACCAAUACAGUCCAUCCAACUAGAUUCCAG
This is a messenger RNA of Nycticebus coucang (slow loris), 966 nucleotides long. RefSeq names its product EEF1A lysine methyltransferase 4 (gene EEF1AKMT4). Lineage: Eukaryota; Metazoa; Chordata; Mammalia; Primates; Lorisidae. The transcript is spliced from 3 exons. Bases 29 to 790 code for a protein of 253 amino acids. Gene Ontology annotation, molecular function: S-adenosylmethionine-dependent methyltransferase activity. The record is from RefSeq and is a predicted model, not a curated record.